AUGUCCUCGCUCCAUCCUUCCCAGUUCCCUCCACACUACGCGAGCCCCCACGGCCACUCCGUCCGUGACACGCGGCAGGGUCCGGACUCCGGACGCCCACCCCUGGGGGCUGGAUCGUCCGGGAUCCCGUGGGCGCCGGGACGCGGACCGGAGAAAAGCGAAGCGAGGACGAGGACGAGGACGAGAGGCCGGCGCCGCGGGGCAGUCGUCGUGGACGGACGCCUGCAUCUGCACCUGCUCCUGCACGGGAUGAGGACGCCGCACCGUGGCGACAUCGGCGAGCCCGCCGCGGGGAAAAGGAUUCCUCCGAGAGGACAAAUAAUUGAGGCCUCACGCGGGGCCCGCCACCGUCCCCGUCGCUCCUCCUCCUACCCACGGCCUCCAUUUCUGUAUACCCGUUCUGCCCCUGCCCAGCACCACGACCUUCUCAGUCAGCUGCUCUGCCUGAGCGAAAUUUUUUUUCCCCAGGCACGCAGAGGGGGGCACCGUCGUACGACGACGACAGAGGAUCCCGAGUCCAUUUUGACGCGGCAGCGCCCCACACGCCCAGGCCAGGUCAGGCCAGGCCGUACGGUUAAAAAAAAAGCAGGGCAAAGCAGCAAGGCAGGCGCGCACGCAUCGCCACGGCACCGCUGGGGGUGGGUGUCAGGCCAGCCAGAGUGCCAGAGCCAGGGGAGCUGCACUGCACGGUGCACGCCGCGGGGGGCAGCGGUACGAGCACGAGUGGUGGUGGUGGGCUCGUACCACGGGUACGCGUGCCCGGUGCCGAUCGCUCUCGCUCGCAGUCGUCUCGCUCCGGCCGCCCCCACCACCCGCCCCCCCGUACGGCCGGCCUCCCCGUCCGUCGUCCCCCGCCGUGGGGUGGGGCCGGCGGCACCACCACCCACCGCGCCCUCCGAUUUGCUCCUCCUCCCCGUCCCACCCUCGCGCCCGGUGGCUAAUUACGCGCACCUGCCAUCCGUCCGUUCGCCCGUCCACGCGCGCGGCGCACGCCACCCGCCCGGCCGCCCCCCUCUUGCCGCGCCAGGACGCUACCCACGCGGGAGGUCCUCUUCCUCGCCCCGCUUUGCGCUGGCCGUCUCUCCGCUCGAUUCCCCGCGGCUUCUUCCCCCUCCCCUCACCCUCACACGCACGACUUCCUUCCUUCCUUCCUUCCAGCGCCGCACCACGCCAUCAGGCGGCGCGGGCAGCCCAUUCCUCUUCCUCCUCCACUUCACCCCUAACCUCCGGGCUCGAUUCCAGAACUACUCAAGCUGGGCGGGCAGGGAAGGGAUAUUUUCUGCUCUCGACCUAUUUUUGGAGGAGUAA
Sorghum bicolor (sorghum) is the source of this 1308-nucleotide messenger RNA. Its product is annotated as serine/arginine repetitive matrix protein 1-like. NCBI's taxonomy places the organism in Eukaryota, Viridiplantae, Streptophyta, Magnoliopsida, Poales, Poaceae. The transcript is spliced from 2 exons. The record is from RefSeq and is a predicted model, not a curated record. Bases 1 to 1308 code for a protein of 435 amino acids.